AUGCUCAGAAUACUGACCACUGUCACUCUUUGCUUUGCGGUAGGGUUCGCGCAGUUCGAUAACGAGACAGAGGAGCCUGCACCGCAAGGCGACGAUGAGGUCUACACGAUUACUUCGACCGCAACUGCCACCGCCACGGCAACAUAUACAGGAGGAAGCGGUCUGCUGAACCUCCCACCAGGCUCCGUCGCGUUGGUUCCAGCGACAGAACGCAGCGACAGUGAGCUCUACGUACCAACGACCACCGCGACACCAUCUCCGCAUGAGCCCGCUUCGUCCUCGUAUGAGCCAGACACGACGACCGAAUAUUAUGAGCCCAGCAGCACCGUCUACUAUUACGAGCCCACGACUACGCAACCAUCCUACAGCACCUGGAACAGGAAACCGAUCGUUGAAAGCACGGGGACUGAGCUGGACUAUCCAGUGUAUUCCGAGACAUCUAGCUAUGCAGACUACACCGGCCCUUACGCUCCAGACGUCGUCAGGACCGAGUCAUCGGACGACAGCUUAGCCAUGCCCACCCCGUCAUCCUCGAAGCAGUACCACCCACCACCACAGCCCACCAAGGAGUCUCCUCCACCGCCUGCUUUUACCUACGCUCCAACAACGCCAUACGAAAGCCCUGCUCAGCAGACAACACCCAUCGCAUACGCUCCAAGCAGCCAGCACGAGACAUAUCCACCCGCAGAGACAACCCCAGUCUAUGUGGCCCCAAUCCCAGUCUCCAGCAGCGACACAGAGAACUCUCCCAUAACCGCCUACCACUCCACCGCGGCACCAGCCGUGCCUGCCACUCCAGCAACUCCAUCAGUAUCAAAGCAAACAAUCUACGUGCAGCCCGCCCCAGUCUCGCAGCCCGGCACCCUCACCUCCAAGAUCGUGCCGACGUAUAGUGAUUCGAUGCCGGAGCACACGACUGAGGGAGCAUUAACGUAUGAUCAUGCGGCAACGUCGACGAGCGCUGAGCAUGUGAUGACUUACAAGGGUCACACAAUCAGCCUUGGUGGCGCGACGCUGGCCGCUCUGCCAACGGGGUCGAUGCCGGAGGGAGGCAGGGCUAGUCCUUCCGGAUAUGCCAGUCAGCAGACGGGCGCGGGUGUAAAGAUCGGUGGGCUGGGCUGUGCUUCGCUGGCGGCUGUCUUUGGAGCUGUGUUACUUCUUGUAUGA
Fulvia fulva is the source of this 1167-nucleotide messenger RNA. RefSeq lists its product as uncharacterized. Lineage: Eukaryota; Fungi; Ascomycota; Dothideomycetes; Mycosphaerellales; Mycosphaerellaceae. The record is from RefSeq and is a predicted model, not a curated record. The coding region runs from base 1 to 1167 and encodes 388 amino acids. The transcript has a single exon.